UGAAGGGUACCUCAUACGAGUCAAAACAGCUUCUUCCGAAAAUUAUUUCAGUAGUGAAUUUCGCUCGGUAAAGAUCAAUUUUUGUCAAAUCGGAUCCCGAAAUCUCUAAUCAAUCAACAUGACCACUUAUUUCAACGACUACCCAACUGAAUUGCAAGAUGAAUUGCGUCGCAUUGCUAAUGCCAUCGUUGCUCCAGGCAAAGGUAUUUUAGCUGCUGAUGAAUCAACUGCAACAUGCGGAAAACGCUUUGCUGACAUCGGAGUGGAAAAUAACGAAGAAAACCGUCGGGCAUAUCGUGAAUUACUCUUCACCACUGAAGAUGCUCUCUCAACAAACAUUUCUGGUGUUAUCUUGUUCCACGAAACUGUCUACCAAAAGACUGCUGAUGGAACUCCAUUCAUUGAUGUCCUUAAGAAGAAGGGAAUUAUUCCUGGAAUCAAAGUUGACAGCGGUGUCGUUGAUUUGAUGGCCUCCGAAGGUGAAUGCACAACUCAAGGUCUUGACAACUUGGCACAACGUUGCGCUCAAUACAAGAAGGAUGGAUGUGACUUCGCUAAGUGGCGUUGCGUUCUUAAGAUUGGAAAGAACACUCCAAGCUAUCAAGCAAUCUUGGAGAAUGCCAACGUGUUGGCUCGUUAUGCUUCAAUCUGCCAAUCACAACGUAUUGUCCCAAUUGUUGAACCUGAAAUCUUACCCGAUGGCGAUCAUGAUCUCGAUCGUUGCCAGAAAGUCAGUGAAGUCGUCUUGGCUGCUGUCUACAAAGCAUUGAGCGAUCAUCAUGUUUUCUUGGAAGGAACUUUGUUGAAACCAAACAUGGUUACAGCUGGCAUGCAAUACAAGGGAACACGACCAACUCCUGAACAAAUUGCCGUAGCCACAGUCACUGCUUUACGUCGCACAGUUCCAGGAGCUGUUCCCGGAGUCACAUUCUUGUCUGGUGGUCAAUCAGAAGAAGAAGCUUCCGUCAAUUUGAGCGCUAUCAAUAACGUACCCAAGCGCCCAUGGGCCUUGACCUUCUCAUACGGUCGUGCUCUUCAAGCUUCCGUAUUGAGAGCAUGGGGUGGAAAGAAGGAAAAUGUUAAGGCUGCUCAGGAUGAACUUCUUAAACGUGCACGGGCAAACGCUUUGGCAUGCCAAGGAAAAUAUGUUGCUGGAUCAAUUCCAUCAUAUGCUGCCAAUGCGAGUCUGUUUGUAAAAGCACAUGCUUAUUAGAUUGACUGAUUGACUGACUAAACUCUUCAAAAACAUUAUAAAAUUGCUAUAAAACGCACACACAGACACACAGAAUUAAAUAUGCACAUGCACAACAGCACAAAAAUUAUCUGGAAGCAGCAGAAUGUUUGAUGUCAAACGAGCGAGAAUUCCUGCAACAUUAAUAUGCAACUUAGCUUAUUCUAUUUUAUAGUUUGCUCGCCUUGCAAUAUUUUUUUAUUAAUUUUAUAUGACUUUCUUGUUUGAUUUUUAUGCAUGAUUUGUUUGAUAGAUAAAAGGGAAUGUUCAUAAGCUUCGUCUGGUUUUUUGUAAGUUAAAAGGUGAAGGAAAGGAAAACUGACGAAACUUGCAAACAAUCCCUUUACAAAUAUUUCUUUUUAAUUUCUUUUCAAUUCAAUAAGAUUUAUUUUUAUCAUCGCAACUUUUGAUAUUUUCUUCGUUUUAAAUUUAUUGCAUUUAAUUUUGUUUAUAUCAAAAAGAAUUAUUUAGAAGUUAAGUAAGAAUGAUUCUCUUGCGAAUUGAAAAUAAAAACAAAAAUAAUUGAAUUGCUUUUAUGUGAAAUAAUACACAAGUUAGAGGGAAGAAGAGUGGAUUGUAAAUAAAUAUUACUAAGCAUUUACCACAUUCUCCCAAUGGCUUGAAAAAUUAUUAGUUUCAAAAUUAUCUAUUGCACUUUACAG
Messenger RNA from Clunio marinus, 1893 nucleotides. NCBI's taxonomy places the organism in Eukaryota, Metazoa, Arthropoda, Insecta, Diptera, Chironomidae. The record is from the annotation of a GenBank genome assembly.